AUGCUGGUGGCGCAGCUGAAGUCUGCGGCCAAGCCUGUCCAUUAUGGCGACUUUAGUCCGUGCCUAUCCAGCCGAGAAGGCCUAUCUGCGACCGCGUCUGGGAAACUCGGUGGAGCUGCACGAGUGCAAGGCAGUGGAGCGACUCCAGGUACACCCCUUGGUAGGGCGGAGAAAGGCGAGCUUCAGGUCUUCCCCAACAACAACACCUACAGCGGAACUUGGCUGGAUGGACGGAUGCACGGCGAAGGGCUCUAUGUCUGGAACGAUGGUUCUGAAUAUGCCGGGGAUUUCCGUGAUGGCUUCAUGUGGGGUCAAGGUGAAAAGCGGUGGCCAACUGGGCGGACAUACUCGGGAGAGUGGGUCCAGGACCUGAUGUGGGGAAAUGGCGAGAUGACAUGGCCAUGUGGUGAGAAAUACACCGGUCAGUUCUGCAAAGGAGUCUUCCACGGGCGCGGAACACGAUGCUGGCCCAACGGUGACAGCUACACCGGCAGCUUCAGAAAAGGCGAGCAAGAAGGUGAUGGCAGCUUUACGAGCGCAGAAGAAGGCUGGGUCUACACAGGCCACUGGGUACAUGGGCUUAUGUGUGGCGUUGGCAAGAUGUCAUGGCCAGAUGGACGAACCUAUGUGGGGCAAUGGGUGGAUGGCAAGCGCCAUGGGACUGGCUGCCUUACUUGGCCCGACGGUGCCCGCUACGAGGGUCAGUUCGCGAGCGACCGCGUUGAAGGGCAUGGCAAGAAGUCCUUCCCAGAUGGAUCUUGGUGUGAAGGCGCCUUCAAAGAUGGCCACUUGCAUGGUCAUUGCACAUACCACUGGGCGGACGACAUGGAGUUUGAGGGCCUUUGGGAGAAUUCUGCUGUGGUUGGGCCUGGCACUCACCGCUUUUCGGACGGAACUGAGAUCACGGGAGACUUUGAGAGCCGAGGUGCGUGUGGGGAAGGUGUGAAGAGCUGGGCAAAUGGCUGUGAGUACACAGGCCGCUUGGUUCACAACCAGAUACAUCACUACGGCGUGUUGAAAUGGCCGGACGGGCGAUGCUACGUAGGGCACUUCAAGGAUGAAGCCAUGCAUGGUGUAGGUAUGCUUAGCUGGAAAGGCACGGAAGGAGACGCUGUGUACAAGGGAUACUUCGCAGACAACAUUUUCCACGGUCAUGGAUCACUGGAGCUGCCAAAUGGUGCACUGUAUGAAGGUGACUUCAGGUGUGGGGUGUACCAUGGGCGAGGCAAAUUCCACUGGCCCGAUGGCAGCACAUACUCAGGUGACUGGCACAAUGGAGAGAUGGAAGGCCGAGGCACACUUUCUCAUCCAGGAGGUGACGACACAGAGUGCUUCGUAUAUGUCGGUGAGUUUGUCGAGGGCGAGAUGCAAGGAUGCGGAUGCGCAACUUUUCCGCGGAGUGAUGGAGAAGUGGACCAGUACAAGGGCGACUUCCAGUGCUCACGCAUCCAAGGCUGCGGCUCUUUGACAGACGCUUCAGGUUCGAGACAUGGGUCCUUCGAGAGCGGCUGCACGGUCGGUGAGAAGAUCGACGCGUCGGGCCAGGUCUUUCGCGGAUCAAUGGCGAGGGACGUAGCACAUGGCCCUGCGGUCAUGUACGGUGCGAAGGUCACCGCAGGAUUCUGGCACAACGGUGCUUGCCAAUCAUCGUUGAGGGAAAGCCUCGUGUCUGCCAAGAUGGGCUCCAAGGUUUUUUCUGCCGAGGAGAGUGCCGAGCCAAACGUGGCUGGAAAGAACAAGCAGCAGAAUGGUGUGGCACUAGCUUUGCUUCCUGGUGCUGUUGCAGACUGCCUUACCUGCGACGCGUACGCUGGACAGGUGGAGGCUGGCAAAAAGCAUGGCCACGGUAUUUAUGUCUAUGCCGAUGAUACUGCGUUCAAAGGGGAGUGGUCAGAGGAAGAGCACCCACGAAAGGAAGGUCCUGCGCCCGAGGUUAGAGGAGUUUUUGGUCCAGCCAUGGGGCCCAAAAACAAGGACGAUGAUGACGAUGUUGAAGAAGAAGAUGAUGAGGAUGUGCCCAAAAAAACCGGAGAGUCGGCCAAAGAGGCCAAGCAAUUAGACAGCUUGACCGAUUUUGUGGAUGAGGACAAAGUCACAUCCAAGGUAGACACAAAGGAGGUGGAAGCCAAGCUAAACGAGCUGAAAAAGAAGAAGGAGGAGGCUGAAAAAGAAGCAGCAGAGAGGGAAAAAAAACUCCAGCAAGUGAGGAUUUGCCCAGAUGAUUUGGAACUCAUGUGCUCGGAGCUGCCGCUGUGUGACCGAGCUGCUUUGGAGCGGUUGCUGCGGAUGCAUGAUGGCGACCUGAUUGCAGCACUUCGUUCUGCAGUGAGGACCAUUCCGAUCAAUACUUCAUAGAAUCUGAAGUGAGACCAGCGUGAGAUAUGCGCUUGCAGCACGAUCCACGUUGGUCGGUGCAUCCAAAAAAUGUGCUGCAUUCGGCUCGUUCGCUGGAGCCAAGACCCGAGACUCCAGACAUGCAGGCCGCGAUGAGCGAGAUGGGACGUGACGGACUAAACAAGAGACAGGCCACAAAACAAAACGUGAGACGUA
Messenger RNA from Effrenium voratum, 2550 nucleotides. Lineage: Eukaryota; Dinophyceae; Suessiales; Symbiodiniaceae. The record is from the annotation of a GenBank genome assembly.